This is a messenger RNA of Elaeis guineensis (African oil palm), 1516 nucleotides long. Its product is annotated as GDSL esterase/lipase At5g45910. The record is from RefSeq and is a predicted model, not a curated record. Gene Ontology annotation, molecular function: hydrolase activity, acting on ester bonds. NCBI's taxonomy places the organism in Eukaryota, Viridiplantae, Streptophyta, Magnoliopsida, Arecales, Arecaceae.
AAGCUAGAGGUGGUGGGCAUAAAGAAGGAUGUGAGAGGGCGGAGAUAGACGGCCCCAAAAAAAAGAGAGACCAGGAAAACGCUAUAAAUGAGGCACCCCCAUCCCAUCACAGCGUAGUUGAGAAAGUCUCCCUCAUCCUCCGGUCUCCAUGAAGCCUUCUCUCCUAGCCUUCCUCCUCUUCUCAUUCUUCCAUCUAUGCUAUUGUGCCCAACGCUAUGAUGCAAUAUUUAGCUUUGGGGACUCCCUUUCUGAUGCCGGAAACCUCAUUGUCAAUAACGCCAGCGCUUAUCUCACCUCCAAGUGGCCUUAUGGCAUGACCUUCUUCCACAAGGCCACAGGCCGAUGUUCUGAUGGACGCUUGUUCAUCGACUUCAUUGCCGAGGCGGUUGGACUGCCGUUGCCUCCACCGUCUUUGAAGCCUGGCGAGGACUUCCAAAAAGGAGCGAACUUUGCCACCACCGGCGGCACAGUACUCGACUAUAGUUUCUUUCAGCAAAGAGGUCUCACCAAAUCUUUAUUUACCACCGAUAACAUGAAAACCCAGCUCUCGUGGUUUGAGAAGAUGAAGCCCUCCCUCUGCAGCACAACCCAAGACUGCAAAGACUACAUUGGCAAAUCUCUGUUUGUCUUCGGAGAGUUUGGAGGGAAUGAUUACAAUGCUUUCUUGUUCUCGGGCAAGAGUAUGGAUGAAGUGAGGAAGAAUACUCCCAAUAUCGUCGAUGGCCUUGCAGAUGGUGUCGAGAGACUGAUCAGCAACGGGGCUGUGGAUGUGGUGGUGCCGGGAAUUCUGCCCAUAGGAUGCUUUCCUUUGUACCUGCAGCUGUACAAAAGUUCUAACAAAGACGACUACAACCAGUUCGGAUGCCUGAAGAAGUAUAAUAAAGUGGCCUCCUACCACAAUCAGUUGUUAAAGAUCAAACUGCAAGAGCUCCAACAGAAAUACCCGGGGACGAGGAUCAUCUAUGGAGAUUUGUAUAAUGCGGCGAAGCAAUUUGUGGUAAAUCCCAAAAAAUAUGGAUUUACCAAUGGGGCCCUGAAAGCUUGCUGUGGGGGAGGUGGUCCUUACAACGUCAAUCUAGACUACAGGUGUGGUCAAACGGGCUCGAAUGUAUGUAACGAUCCCUCCACAUAUGCGAGUUGGGAUGGCAUCCAUUUUACUGAAGCGGCUAAUCGCUACAUUGCCGACGGUUUGCUGAGAGGUCCCUUUGGCAAUCCACCCAUCAUGAGCUAGCUUUGGCACCAAUUGAAGGGGAACAUUGAGAGUAGCUCAAGGAGGAACAUCCCCUGUUACUAUAUUUUUAUUUGUUGCUAUAGGUUUUGUUCAGGACUGUGGCCAUUUUUUUUUUCCAUUUAUCCACCAAAAGUAUAAUUCGCUUGACCAAUAAUUAAGGUGUAAACUGUUAUAAUUCACUUGACCAAUAAUUAUGGUGUAAACUGUUCGAUUGUCAGGAAUAUUGAGGCUUAUUGCCGAUGGCUGUGUAUUAGUAUAUUGAAAUAGUUAUUUAGUUAUUCUAUA